Molecule: messenger RNA, 708 nt
Organism: Haemonchus placei
Lineage: Eukaryota; Metazoa; Nematoda; Chromadorea; Rhabditida; Trichostrongylidae
Source: the annotation of a GenBank genome assembly
CUGCUCCAGACUGUAAGGCAUUUUCUUAUUGCCUACUUCCUGUUUGAGAUACCCAUAGAACUCUUCGAUCAGUUGCUCCCAGUGUGCUCGACGUUCUUUUCCACUUAGGAACGUAACGAAAAUUUGAACGAGAUCUGUAGCAGCACAUCCGAAAUGGCAUGUCUGAUAAUCUAUCACAGCGACCAGUUUAUGUUCUCCAGCACCUUUCUUCCAAAUAGUGUUCAUAGGAUAGAUAUCACCAUGACAAAGGACACUCCUCAUUCCAUUAAAUUUAUUCGGUAGUUCAUCAGCCCAUUUGAGAUUAUCGGCCAUAUCCGGAGCGAUUGCCCUCAAUCGUGCAACUUUACUCGCAAGUUUGCCACCGCUCUGCUCCAUCAACAUCGCGAAAACUUUUUCUCUUUCCUCUUCCAGAGUGAAUGCUGUGCACAAAGUUCUAAAUGGUCCACUGAAGAAAUUUUCCAUUUCUUUGAAUGGAAUGUCGAGUGAGGCAGCUUCGAGAACAGCUAAGUGGCGCAGAAGUAUCGUUAUCGAGGUAUUCCAUAAGUAUGUAGCCUUUCAGCGUGUUACGCUCGCAGAAUUCUCUCGCAUCGUAAAUACGCUUCAGGAAUGCUUCAAAGAAUUCCAUUGAUGUUGGUUGGCAAAAGUCGUUGUUUGAGUUUUCGAGCUUCGAAACGUGAGUUGUAUAUUUCACCCAAGGAAUGGGGGUAA